UGCAUCUUCCCACUCAUCUCUGUUACUAGUUACUGGAACAUCUCCUCAUUGGAGGAGUUAGCCAUAAGGAUAGGAAGAAAGAAGGAAGGACUGCAUUUUUUGGGCCUGGUGUUAUUAUUUUAUGCUGUUACGUGAGGCCAAAGUGAGCCACACUACUGGUGGAAAGGAGUACUCAGAAAGAGAAGAGUUGCUGGUAUUUUGGCAUGCACGGUACUGAGUCUUCGUCAACGGUUGGCGGGCCAAAGAUUUUUCGAUUGCGACGUUCGAAAUAUUUACCAAGUCAUGAUCCAUCCGGCCACUGUCCUCGCGCACCUAGUUAAACUGGGUGUCAGUGCUUCGUGCUUGAAGCAACUUCCUGGAGGUUUCAGUGUAUACGGCAGCUACCAGGCAUGGGCCGUUAAGGCCUUUCAAAUUCUGCUCUUCCAUUCUCUCCUGGGUGUUCUCAGAUUUGGGACUCCCGAUAGCAACAAGUUCCUUAGGAGCCUCUAUACUUGGUUCACAACGAUUGCCAAUGUAAUACCAUUUAUAUUUUUUACAACUGAAAUUCUGCACGAGUGUGGUGUAAGUAAAGAAGUAAGACUGAUUCUAUUGACACUUGGAUGUCUUCCUACAAUCUACGAACUAGCACUGAAAGAGAGAGCAUGUCCUUACUGGAUGGACAUAGUUGUGAGCCUCCAAUUGUUAGCAUUAACUUUUGCAUCUGUACAAAGCGGUCUUUUUGGUGUUAUAAGUCUAACAGCCUCUUACGCAUUUACGCACUACUUCUUGGAAGAUUUUUGUGAUAAAUACGAUGUACCGUAUAUGGAUCUGCUACAAUACAAUCUAUGUUUCCUUGAGAUUUUCGCGAUGCUAAUAUUGAAGGAACUAUAACUAGGAACGUAGGCCUUACAAUCCGUUACCUGGUGCCUCCACUGGUAUCGAGAAACUCGGUGCCAUUUAUUUUAUUUGUAGCAAUUAUCCAUAUCAGAUACUCGUAAAUGGAUGUACAUAUAUGUAUAUGUACGUAUGGACACAUGUAUAACAUACACGUUUAUAUUUCUACUUGCUCGACAAAGUCUCUUUGGAGAGAUAAGAGUUUAAUAAAGACUAUUGAUCGCCUA
Molecule: messenger RNA, 1100 nt
Organism: Cephus cinctus (wheat stem sawfly)
Lineage: Eukaryota; Metazoa; Arthropoda; Insecta; Hymenoptera; Cephidae
Exons: 2
Coding region: 283-870 (195 amino acids)
Source: RefSeq, a predicted model, not a curated record